CAGUAUACCGCGUUAUGGCGGAUGGCGCUUCAGUAAAACCUAAAGAAGAACAGGCGCUGAAGAAGAAAAAUAACUAGCAUCAGGGCGCUAGAACGCAACCAAGUACAUAUAGGCUAUUUGCUAUAGUUAUGGCGCCCCUAGAUUUGGAUAAGUAUGUAGAAAUAGCAAGACACUGCAAAUACUUGCCAGAAAAUGAUCUUAAGCGUCUGUGUGACUAUGUAUGUGACUUGCUGCUUGAAGAGUCUAAUGUCCAACCGGUUUCUACGCCUGUUACCGUUUGCGGUGAUAUCCAUGGCCAGUUUUAUGACCUCUGUGAGCUGUUCAGGACUGGAGGACAAGUUCCAGACACAAAUUACAUUUUCAUGGGAGAUUUUGUGGACAGAGGCUAUUACAGCUUGGAGACGUUUACGUAUCUGCUGGCCUUGAAAGCAAAGUGGCCAGACUGCAUCACUCUUCUCCGGGGGAACCAUGAGAGCAGGCAGAUAACACAAGUGUAUGGAUUUUAUGAUGAGUGCCAAACAAAAUAUGGAAACGCAAACGCAUGGCGAUAUUGCACAAAAGUGUUUGACAUGCUAACUGUGGCAGCUUUGAUAGACGAGCAGAUCCUGUGCGUUCAUGGUGGCCUGUCUCCUGACAUCAAGACCUUGGACCAGAUCCGCACUAUUGAACGCAACCAGGAGAUUCCUCAUAAGGGGGCCUUCUGCGACCUGGUCUGGUCCGACCCAGAGGACGUGGACACCUGGGCCAUCAGUCCCCGAGGCGCCGGCUGGCUGUUUGGCUCCAAGGUCACCAACGAGUUUGUUCACAUCAACAACCUGAAGCUUAUAUGCCGCGCACAUCAGCUCGUUCACGAGGGCUACAAGUUCAUGUUCGACGAGAAGCUGGUCACGGUAUGGUCCGCACCAAACUACUGCUACCGCUGUGGAAACAUUGCUUCCAUCAUGGUGUUUAAGGACGUGAACAGGCGAGAGCCGAAGCUCUUCCGGGCUGUACCGGACUCUGAGCGGGUCAUACCACCUCGAACAACAACCCCGUACUUUCUCUAAUUUAGGAGACCAUUUAUUUCUAUUCUAUCCUCUAUUCUCCAAAGCGUUUAUUUUUUUGGGUUCUUUUUCUUGCUGAAAGUAAACAUGACUUCUGCCCCAACCACAUUAUUUUGAUUCAGCUUAAACCAAAUUCAUUUAUAUGCAACAGAGUUUCAAUAACUUUCAUGGAGCCAUUGGGUCAAUGCCUCAGGUUCAUCUUUCUGAGGUUUCUUUUAGGCUGUGGUCAACACAAAACAGGAUGCAGUACAAUAAAAUGUCUCCCCUAUUAAGGUACUUGUAAUUAUUACUCAACAUCUAUUGGCUAUACGCUAACAAAAAUAUAAUUUCUUUGUCAAACAUUGGUAACAUUCAAGUGGAAAUUUGAACUUGGAGUUACAUAAUCACUCCCGUUAUAAAUUAUUUUACAGUUUACAGACAUGCAAAAAAGAAUUGUUUCUUGUUUUUGUGACCUCCAUAAUUUUACUGGUUUAAUUUGAUGGUGGCUUUUUAAGAACUUAGCAUUAAACAAAAUGUGUCUUAAAUGGGAGGAAAUGUAUUGCUGUAAUAACAAUGUUUUUAGUAGUGGGGGGGGGGGGGGGGAAGGAAGAAACAAAGCUACGACAACAUGCCUUCAAAAAGUUGUUUUCUUUUAUUUAAUGUGUUCUACUUGAGUCACUAUAAUCAUAUACAGAUAUUACUUUGAUUCAUUUUAUUCACAAAAUAAAUCAUAGAUGUACAGACAAUA
This is a messenger RNA of Gadus macrocephalus (Pacific cod), 1770 nucleotides long. Its product is annotated as serine/threonine-protein phosphatase 6 catalytic subunit. The record is from RefSeq and is a predicted model, not a curated record. Gene Ontology annotation, cellular component: cytoplasm. The transcript has 7 exons. Gene Ontology annotation, molecular function: protein serine/threonine phosphatase activity. Lineage: Eukaryota; Metazoa; Chordata; Actinopteri; Gadiformes; Gadidae. Gene Ontology annotation, biological process: G1/S transition of mitotic cell cycle; peptidyl-serine dephosphorylation. The coding region runs from base 129 to 1046 and encodes 305 amino acids.